This is a messenger RNA of Penicillium diatomitis, 1104 nucleotides long. RefSeq lists its product as uncharacterized. Lineage: Eukaryota; Fungi; Ascomycota; Eurotiomycetes; Eurotiales; Aspergillaceae. Bases 1 to 1104 code for a protein of 367 amino acids. The transcript has a single exon. The record is from RefSeq and is a predicted model, not a curated record.
AUGAAUGACAAGCCCUCCUCGUCCGACUCGCCCCGAGGCGUCUUUCUAGUCAGCUACGCUCGCACCGCUUCUAAUCUACUCUGCAAGAUCCUCGCCCUCGAUGAGCAGCCCCGUGCAUUUUCCAAUCCAUCCUCAGGCUACUAUUUCCGCCCGGCAUUCCUGCCACACUGGGUGACUGGCAAACCAUAUCGGCCAAUUGGAGAGAUCAGUGCCAAAGAAACUCAAGAGCGACAGGAAUGUUUUCAAAGGUCCUAUGAAGACUUGGAACGCGAUGCCCAUUCCGCCCGAGAGCAAGGCAAGAUCCACUUCUUCAAAGAACACGCGCUAUGGAUCUCCAAUCCUGCUGCGAUCGCAGAAUGGAUGGGCGAACCGAAUCUUCACCCUCCCGCGGUCUUUCGGGUUCAUCCAGUCGGGGAUUCCGAACUAGAGAAGGCGCCGUCCUCAACCUGGUCCCCAGAGAACCAGACAGUCAUGAGCGAUCAAGUUCUCCAGAAAUGGCGUCUCGUAUUCUUGGUCAGACACCCUGCUCUGGCAUUCCCGUCGUACUAUCGCGCAUCCCUGGCCGUGCGCAGCCAUCAAGGCUUACACGAUUCCGAAAUGGAACCAUUGCUGCGGGCGAGUCUGACUCUGCGAUGGAGUCGGUUCCUCUACGACUGGGCGUGCAAAACCGAUCCACAUCCGCUGAUGCUUGAUGCGGAUGAUGUGAUCUUGAACAAAGCCGCCUUGGCCCAAUUCUGUACAGAUAUUGGAUUGGAUGCGACGCGACUGAGGUUCCAGUGGGAAUCCAGGGCGGAUACAGGCGCUCAGGAGGGAAACCCUCCUCCAAAGCAAGAGCAGCAAACCAAGGACGAGGAUGAACACAAAGAAAAAUCCAAGACCCCGUUCCACAAGAUCUUUGGAAGCACCCUCUUGAAAUCCUCAGGGGUCAUGAAGACCAAGAGUCAAUCCGACCUCGACAUUGCGACUGAGGCCGCCAAAUGGAAAUCCGAGUUUGGGGUUGACAUGGCCGAUUUAAUCGAAAAGUGUGUCAGAGACGCCAUGCCCGAUUAUGAGUAUCUCCACGCGAAAAGAUCUUAUGCGAACCUCGCGGGUGAAAAUGUGUGA